AUGAGAAGGCAAGUACCUCAGCCUGGAAAGCCACCACCACCAAAACCACCACCUCCAGUAUUUCCAAACACCUCUGCAUCCCCACAGAAGAAGUCCCCGGUCAAAACAUCAGAAGCAACACCAAACUAUAUGAAGGCAACUACCAGUUCUGAUGCAAGGAAAGAACGUUCUCAGAGAGCAACCUGUUCUUCAACUCUGAAGGACUCAAAAUUUCCAGCUUACCUUGCGCUUAGUUCCGGAGCAACAGAAGCAGAAGGAACCUCCGUCAUGAAAGUCUGCCCCUAUACUUACUGUUCUUUGAAUGGUCAUCAUCAUCCUCCUUUACCACCAUUAAAAAGCUUCUUGUCUGCAAGAAGGCGCCUGCUGAAGACUCAAAGAAGUUUCAAACUCGGAUGUCUCUCCCCACGACGAUCAAAGCCGGUUAGCAGCAGUACGGAAGAAAUUCAGGUUGAGCAGAACCAUGAGAAAUCUUCAUCUCAAGAACCAUGGGACAGUUCAAUGAGUAGCCCAGUCAUAGAAGGAAAGCAAACUGAUUUCUUCGUUCAGAUUUACGGUAAAGGAAGGGAAACUAAAGUUGAUAUCACUGAUUCUUCUCUCAACCAUAUCAGGCCUGCAGUUGAGGGAAGACCAAGUGGUGAUGAAACACCAACACAAGUUGACAACAGACAAGUUCUUGCAAUACCAUCAGAUGAAUCCCCUUUCUCUGAGAUGGAUUCUCAUGAUGAUAGCAGCAAAAUCAUUGAUGCUGCUUCAUCAGUCAUUGAAGUGGCUGAUUAUUGUGAGGCAGAGAGUUACUCAACUAUGGAUCUUGAUUAUGAACCUGACAGUUCACUGCAAAGCAUCCAAGAUUCUGAUUUAGGAGGAGAUUCACCUGAGUUUGGAAGCUGUAUAAUUCCUGAAGAAUCCAUUUUCAAAUCAGCUAUUACAAAUAGGUGCUUUGGGGAAAUUCAGGCAGGUACGAUCCUGAAACAAUCAUCUGAUGAAGAAUCCAUUGAUAAAGAAAGUGUGAGCUCUAAAGCAAGUUCAUUUUCAGAUUAUUGGGCAGAGGAUUAUGUUGAAGGGCUUGAUGAUGGAAGUCAUGAUGAAUUAGGUCUUCAGUUUAAAGAUGAAUCUUUCGAGCCUAUCAAGACACAAGAUCUCAUUGAUUAUCUCAAGGAUGGAAUUGUGCAGAAUGAUGUUGAAGCCGAACAGGUACGGGGCCCAGAUUCGUAAGAUUUUCAUGAUAUGAUUGAAGAAAGUUGUGAAGAUGGGAUGGAAGAGAAUGAGCAAGGUGAUCCUUUUAAAGCACCUACCAAGAUUGAAAUUUGCAUUUCUCUGCAUAGUUCAGCUGAAGCCACCGGGGACAUGUCAGCAAAGGAUUGCAAGGACAAUAACCUGGAGGACAUUCGAAUUGGUGGAAAAUCAGAUCGAACUUCGGCAAAUAUGGAACUAACAAAAGGAGCUCCAGAUCAAUCAGCUCAUGACAACUCCAUAAGCAGUGGUUGCGAAAAUCUAAAUUGCUUGGAAGAAAAUGAAGCUGGGAACUUCAAAACGAUAGCAUCUGCUGAUUUAGGAGGAGAAAAAGCAAACCCCACACCCAAGAAUGCAUGUGGCGGUACACAAAAUGACUGUAAGGGAAGCCUUUCAUGUCAAGAAUUGGGUGAAACAUGCAAAAGGAGGAGCUGGAGAACUGGAUGCAAAAGAUCUACUGAAGAGUACCAGGAAUUGAAAGAAUUCAAUCCAAAAGCACCAAAUUUUCUGCCACUGGAGCCUGACCCGGAAGCAGAGAAGGUUGAUCUCAAGCAUCAAACAAUCGAUGAAAGGAGAAAUGCAGACAAAUGGAUGCUGGAUUAUGCUAUUCAAAAGGCAGUCAACAAACUUGGUCCAGCGCGCAAGAAGAAGGUUGCAUUGCUUGUUGAAGCUUUUGAAACAGUUAUGCCAGUAUCCAGAUAUGAUACCUGUUGUUCCUUUAGAGCUUGA
This is a messenger RNA of Coffea eugenioides, 1959 nucleotides long. RefSeq names its product calmodulin binding protein PICBP. Lineage: Eukaryota; Viridiplantae; Streptophyta; Magnoliopsida; Gentianales; Rubiaceae. The transcript has 3 exons. The record is from RefSeq and is a predicted model, not a curated record. Gene Ontology annotation, molecular function: calmodulin binding.